AUGGAUAAUCGCACAGAGGAAGAUGUUUUCAUCUUGAAUGCUUUUUCUGACCAAGGCAGAUUGCGCAUUCUACUUUUUUUAAUAUUCCUUAUCAUUUACCUUGCAACAGUUGUUGGAAACAUAUUAAUCAUCCUCCUCAGUAAAUUGGAUUGUAACCUGCACACGCCCAUGUAUUUUUUUCUCAGCAACCUCUCCUUUAUGGAUAUUUGCUAUACAAAUACUACUAUACCCAAAAUGCUGCUCAUAAUUCUGCUUAAACAUUCAGCCAUAUCUCCAGCAGCAUGUGCAGCCCAGUUGUUCUGUUUUCUGUCCUUGGCAGCCUCAGAAUCAUCCUUACUUGCUUUUAUGGCCUAUGACCGAUAUGUAGCAAUUUGUAACCCACUGAGAUAUACCUCCAUAAUGAACAAAGCUGUCUGUCUUCAGAUGGCAGCUGGGACAUGGAUCAUUGGAUGCAUCUAUGGAGCCAUUCACACUGUUACUACUUUUAGACUACAUUUCUGUGGCUCUAAAGUUCUCGAUCAUUAUUUCUGUGAUAUCCCUCCCUUGUUAAAGAUUUCAUGCAAUGAUACAUUUUUUGUUGAGGCGACUGUUUUUGUGCCCCUACUCAUUACUGGUCAAGAGGUCAAUCCACACACCAACAUGCCUGGUGAAAACUAG
Messenger RNA from Xenopus tropicalis (tropical clawed frog), 657 nucleotides. RefSeq names its product olfactory receptor family 14 subfamily AP member 1 (gene or14ap1). Lineage: Eukaryota; Metazoa; Chordata; Amphibia; Anura; Pipidae. Gene Ontology annotation, cellular component: plasma membrane; membrane. The record is from RefSeq and is a predicted model, not a curated record. The coding region runs from base 1 to 657 and encodes 218 amino acids. Gene Ontology annotation, molecular function: G protein-coupled receptor activity; olfactory receptor activity. Gene Ontology annotation, biological process: G protein-coupled receptor signaling pathway; signal transduction; detection of chemical stimulus involved in sensory perception of smell. The transcript is spliced from 2 exons.